Aphidius gifuensis is the source of this 2160-nucleotide messenger RNA. It is a transcript of the gene Dcps, whose product is annotated as m7GpppX diphosphatase. Gene Ontology annotation, biological process: deadenylation-dependent decapping of nuclear-transcribed mRNA. Lineage: Eukaryota; Metazoa; Arthropoda; Insecta; Hymenoptera; Braconidae. Gene Ontology annotation, cellular component: nucleus; P-body. The record is from RefSeq and is a predicted model, not a curated record. Gene Ontology annotation, molecular function: hydrolase activity; RNA 7-methylguanosine cap binding. The coding region runs from base 1004 to 2017 and encodes 337 amino acids. The transcript has 4 exons.
AGUACAUCACAAGUUGUAACAACAGAAACAGAAAUAGUUGAUAAAAAAAUAUUAAAAAUUACAUUAUACUUUUAUCAAUAUUAAAUUAAAUAUGUAAAUAAUAUAUUUAAAUUAAAUUAUUGAUAAAUUUAAUAUAGUUUACCGGUGUUUGAGGCUGCAUAAGACUUUGUGGAGUUGCAAAAGGUUGUGAUGGUGCAUAAUGCAUUGGCCUUUGUUGAUUAAUCAUCAUCAUUCCAGAUUGUAUAUUUGUACUUGGUGUAUGAAUUGAUUGUUGUUGUAGUUGAUAUUGUUGUGCUUGUUGUUGUUGUUGCUGUUGUUGAAGUACAGUUGGUAAUAUUUGUUGAUCUUCUUCUGGUUGAUGAAGAGGUGUUCCAAUACUGGGAAUACUAAACCCAGGACUCGGUAACAUUUGAUCCAUUUUUAUAUUUUUUUUUUAGACAAAUUUAAUAGUUUAUUUUGACGUUUAUUGUCUAUUGAGUCUUUUUCGUUUAGAUCAACUUUUUUUAGCCAUCAAGUGUUUAUUUUGAUUAUCAAACUUGAUGUAUUCAGUUAAACCUGUUUUUUAAUGUUUAGAUUUUCUUCAAGCUAAUAAUAAAAUUGUAAAUAUUGUUGUUAAAUUUGUUGUUUAAUAUUUUUUGAUGGCUUUGAAGGUUAACCAGCUGACAGUUAUCGAAAAAUACUGACAAAUGUUUAAUAACAAUUUGAUAUUAUUUUAUAAAUUGAAUUUAAAAAACAAUUUACACUUUAUUUUGUUACUAAUUUAUAAAUAAUUUUUUGUCUAUUAUUUUUAUGUUAAAUAUUAAUUUUUUUCUAUUUACAGUAUACUAACAAUCGUUUUCAUUUUCAAAAACGUAAACCAACGAAACCAACAUGCUACAGUUUGUGUCAAGGUGUUUUUUUAUUUCCAUGUUAUAUUUUUUCAGCGACAAAGCAAACUUAAGUUUUUUGUUUAUUGUGGCAUUGUGCUUUCGGCUUCUGUAGAGUUGAUAAAUCAUUGUAAAAAAUGGCGGAAAUACAACAAGAAACAAUUACUUCUAAUAAUACAGAAGAAUCAAAAGUACCUGAUUCAGAAAUUGAAUCAAUACCUGAAAAAACUGAAGAGGUAUUAGAACUUUUGAAGGAUGUAUCAAAGUUUACAGUUAAAAAAAUAUUAAAAAAUAAUACAACACAAAAGUUGAUAUGUAUUGAAGGAGCUUUGACUGAUCGUGAAGGCAUAGCUCUUAUUAUUCUGGAAAAGAAAGUAUUUCCAAAUGAGGAAGAAAUCCUUGGUGAAGGAUUUUUCAAUGAACAAACAACAGCAACUGAAUUAUAUCGUAAUGAUAUAUACACUAAAUAUGAUUUUUUUCCUGAAGUUAAACACAAUGCAUUGAAAGCAACACUCAUUUAUCCAGCAACUGAAAAGCAUGUUGAACAAUUUUCAUCAACUGAAUCAUACAUGAUUGAAGAGACACCAGAGCUCUAUGAAAAUGUAUCAUUACCAAAAAUUCUAAAAGACUCAGAACAAUUUUCAUUGCAAUGGGUUGAUAAUAUACUUGAUGGAUCAGCUGAGGCUGAUAGAGUCAUAUUUAAUGAUCCAGAUGAAGAGACUGGAUUUGUCAUGACAAAGGAUCUCAAGUGGAACGAUGAGUUAUCAACAUUGUACAUGCUUGCAAUCACCAGGAAACGUAUCAGAUCAAUUCGAGAUUUAAAUGCAAGUCAUCUUCCAUUGCUGAGACAUAUCAAAGAAGCUGGAACCAAAGCCAUUUUUGAUAAAUAUGGUGUAUCAAAAUCACAAUUGAGAAUUUAUUUCCAUUAUCAGCCAUCUUUUUAUCAUUUACAUGUUCAUUUUACUACAUUUGCUGUUGAAAAUUCAGGAACUUUGACUGAACGUGCACAUUUACUUACAACUGUAAUUAGAAAUAUCGAAUUAAUGCCAGAUUACUAUCAAAAAGCAGUCUUAACAUUUCGUGCUUUUAAAUUAUCAAUUUACGAACCUUAUAAACAAUAUGAAGAAGAAAAACAAUUAAAAAAUGAAUAAUAAUUUCAUUAUCAUUUUUUUGCCAUUUUAUUAUAUUUAACAAUUAAAAAUUAUUCGUUUGUUUUGUGCUAAAAAUAAAAAAAAGCAUUUUUAUUGUAAGAAAAUUUUUUUAAAUGUCGUAAUAAAUUUUUUUAUAUUAUUUA